AUCACGGAAACGUUUGUUUGAAAAGAACAAUGUAAAAAUGCAGAUAACAUUAUUGUUGAUUUUUGUGAUUAACAUUUAUCCAUCGUUUACUUUUACCGGAUUUCGCAAAGAGCCCGAUAAUGAAAUUCAACCGGAGGGAGGAGUAGUUUAUUUCAAUUGUAUGGUGAUUGAACUCGACGUUCUGGAAUACGUUUCGUGGAUUCAUGAUGGUAAUAUUAUCAGUAAAGGUGGAAUAAUCACUGACAAACAUAUAGAUAAGCGGUACAUAGUAGACGCUAAUUCUUUGCAUGGUAUUUUUAAUUUACAUAUUCUAAAUGUCCAACGAGAAGAUAGUGGACAAUUUAUAUGUAAUGUAUUCAAAGGCGAAAAUGAUGUUGUUUCUGCGUCACAGCCAGCAAACUUAACAGUACUUCAGAUUCCUGGUGAACAUUAUCCAAUUUGCUCUCCUAUCUUAUCAAGUUAUAUUAUUGGCAAGAAAAUUGUUGUUACGUGUAGAUCUGAAAUAACAGUCCCUCGUGCAAUUUUGACAUGGAAACGUAAUAACGUCGAGGCUACGUCACAUGUUGAAACGUCUAUAGGUACAGAUUACAUAGUUUCAUAUUCACUAGUUGCCAGUAUUAGCGAUCACAGAUCUUUAUUUACAUGCGAACUGACAACCCCAGCAAAUUCAGCUAUAAGGCGUAAUUGUAGUAGCGGACCAAUUAAUGUUCUUUAUGCUCCACAAGUUCGUAUUGAGCAAACAGACGUUCUGGUGCUCGGGAAGGAAGCCAUCUUUAUUUGCUACAGUGAAUCAAAUCCACCGGAUGUAACAUUCGAAUGGAUAUUUAAUCCAUCACUUGAGAAUAGUAUGUAUACAUUAGAAAAUGAACGUAUUUUGAGAAUUCCCAACACUCAAAAAAAUAUAAAUGGUACAAUUACUGAAUGCAAAGUAACAAAUGCUAUUGGAAGUCGGUCACAGACUUUUAAAAUUAUUAUUUUUAGUUCUGUACCAAAAAAUGCUAAAAACCCAUUGGGAAAGGAAGAAAUAAAAACAGGAAAAGACAGUAAUUUACAGACAAAAAAGAAAAAUAGUAAACAUAAAAAUCCAGAGACCAUCGACUCUGUAAACAAGAACAAAACGAAUGAAGAUUUCUCAUUACCACUUAUUAUUGCCAUUGCAGUGGCAUGCAUCAUAGUAAUUUUGGGCCUAGCUCUAAUACCCGUCGGCUACAUGAGAUAUACACGACGACAACCAAGUGACACCGUCAGUAGAGGAAGACCUGUUUCUAUACCUGAUGUAUACUUUGAGCCUAAGGACCACGUGGAUCCUAUUCUGCCACAGUUAGGCUUAGCAGUUCCAUGGAUGAGGACAGUAGGAGUUCAAGUUCCUGGUGAAUGUGAAUAUGAUGUGACGUAUACACAAGUAUCACCACAGUCACGCCAGGCCUACUACUCACAAAGGAUGUACACGGCGGCAUCGCUUUGAGUUCUACUAUUCCAACUUAGAAAGACCCAGUAACUUAAU
Messenger RNA from Anneissia japonica, 1504 nucleotides. RefSeq lists its product as uncharacterized. The record is from RefSeq and is a predicted model, not a curated record. NCBI's taxonomy places the organism in Eukaryota, Metazoa, Echinodermata, Crinoidea, Comatulida, Comatulidae. The coding region runs from base 38 to 1465 and encodes 475 amino acids. The transcript has a single exon.